AUGUUGGUCCCAGUGUAAGUAGCGACGAAUACUUCGACCUCUCGUCUUGACGUUAUACAGGGUGUAUCAAAAAAAGCGCAAUCCUCGACUGAAAUGUAAAUUGCUAAACAAAUAAUGGACGAAAACGUUAAAGUUUACAUUCAUUUUAAAGCGUAGCCAUUCAGCUUUCUAACAGUGGGUUGUUUCUUAAAUUUGACUCAUUGGUUCGCGGGUAAUAAUAAUUUACGUUAUUGCGAUUGGAGAUUAAAAAAAUUGAGAUGGAAUAACAAAUCGUUCUCAUGAAAAUAACUGAUUUUUCAUUAAAACAAAAAAAUGUUGCAUUUUAUUAAAUGGAUUGUAACAAUAAGUAUAAUUACGGCUUUUCUUCCACUAUUUUUAACUCAGUUUGAAACUUCAAAUGCGAUAUAAUUUUGGCUUGGACCAUCUAAGCUGACUGACAUGAACUUGCUAUAAUUUCUGUUUACAUUACAUCGCAAUUCGAUGACACUCUGGCUCAGACACCAAAAUGUUUUGACGAUUUUUAGCAUUCGUUUAGGAUUUUCAAACAACCUGGUCUCUUUUAAAAUACUUUUAAUUUGUUCUUACGUGGUUUUCCGGAUGUAGUGACGACAACAUUAAAGUUUAAAGAAGAAAAUUCUAACAUUUAAACCGACUAAACAAUAACAUAGUAAACUUGCAUAAUUAAACAGCAACUAAAAAUGAUAGGUUUUACUAAAUCUUUUCCUGUGCAAUUAUUACUAGCACUGGAGACAAGGAUAAUAGUUUGUUUGAAAGAGAAAAGAACAGGCUUUGAAGUAAGCCUAAAAGCGUUUAACUAGAAAUAGUAUUUCGAAAGUUAUUAAGCACAAAAGAUGAAUUGCGUUUAUUUUGAUACACCGGUAGCGUGGGUGGGAAAAUUUUCUGGUUUGUAUAUUACAUUCUUCCUAUACAGAGCCAUCGCGACUGUUCUUGUUCAAAGAGGUGUUUUAAAGAAAGGAUCUGUGGUAGUGGCUGGUUCAUGUUCUGGAAAGGUAGGUCAACGCUAACUUACAGUUCGAACUUGUGUGUAACACAAUUGACUCGUUGGUGUUAACUUCUUCACUGUUCAGCUGGUCUGUUCAGUUUUCACAGAAAUGUUUCUUCGGAGCCUGCUUUACCUUUCAGGGAUUUCAUUCGGUCUCUUGGUCGUUUAUUAGCAGUGUGCUAUGCACCGUUUCGUGUAAAGGCCUGGGGAGAUCUGGUUGUUGUAUUUUCAGCAUGUUGUACAGUAGGAGUCGACGGCCUCUUUGUUGUUUGAGCACAAACUAUUCCUCAGUGUUCCAGAUAAUUCGUCUAAUGACGUAUUUUACAGAUAGAUGAUUCGUCAAAACUUCGCAUUCACGUCAAGGGCGGAUUUUCAUUUUUUUUUAAAAGGAAGGGUGGAAAGCAGCACCAUUGAGAGAGCUUCGGCAGAUGUUAAACGUUAGGGUUAAACAUUUUCAUACAAAAUAGGAGGGGUGAAGCGAAGUUUUGGUGGGGUUGAACACUUUAUAACACAGGGGUUAGAGAGAUUGUAGGGGGGUUAAACCCCCUCCUAACUUCCCCAGUAAAUCCGCCCAUGAUUCGCGUUUGUAGAAUAAAGAAAUAACCUAGUAUAAAUCAGGCUCAUGUUUUUUAAAUGUGCCUAGGUUCGUCAAAUGCUGAACGACAAUGGAAAGGCUGUAAUCAGUGCUGUUCCUUCAAUGCCAGUGCAAGUGACAGGUUGGAAAGAUUUGCCUGAAGCUGGAGAAAUGUUACUGGAAGUCGAGUCUGAAGUAAGGGGAUUUAAUAUUUUUGGGGUUCGAUUCGUGGGAGGAGUGCUUCCGGUUUUAACAAAACAGUGUCAAACACCACUGGUUUUCGUCUAAACACCAUUUUGCGAAAUAUUGGAGGGGGGAAUUUGGGUUGCCAUCAUAUUUUCCAAAAUGGAUUUUUUUCACUUUUUCCCCUAAAGGAGGAUUCGGGGAAAUUGCCCCGCCCCUCUCCCCCGUUCCCAGUGUCCGCCACUGUGAUGGAGCUUUCCGGUAUAAAUAAAGUUGGUCUAACUUUUGGAACACAUCUGAAGCAAGUGAACAACAACACGAAAGUCCGAUUUUCUGAAGUGUGAUAUUCAUUGAAUUCGAUGUAUUUUUAAGUGUAUGUUUACUACUAACAUGUGUUAAAUUAAAUUGUAUUUUGACUUUUAGAACAUUGCGAAUAAAGUGGUGAACUAUCGUAAAAACAAACAACAAAAUAUGAAGACUUAUGGCCCAAGUUUGUCUGACUCGGACGAUCUACAAAUUAUGAUGAAGAACUUUACUAAAUCCUAUGAUGAUACGGAUAAGUUAGAUAUUGUUAUCAAAGGUAUAGUUUUGUGUUAAAAAAACUUCGAAAUCUUGGUAACACCGUUCUUUGCAAUUUUGCAUCUAAGGAUGAAAAGCCACAUUGUCACUGCUGAGGUGAAACUGUCCUAUUUAUAUUUAUAUCUACUUUUCCAGCUGAUGUAAACGGUUCUCUCGAAGCGAUGUUGGACGCUAUAAAAACGUAUAAAGCUGAGAAACCAAAAUUGUCGAUUGUAUCCUCUGGUGUUGGCCCAGUGACUGAGAAUGAUAUUCGAGUACUUGAACCUUUUAAAGGUAGCAUUUGGAUUUUUUGAACGUUUUAAUAUGGCUCUGUUCAUCUCAUGUCAGCGAGCGUGGUUUUAUUUCUGCCGUGCAAAGUUGUCCGAUUAUGAUCUCAACUCAAUGUCUUGUAAGAAAAGUGAUUCCAGUUUAACUCUACCUAAUAAUAUAGAUGAAAAAAUUUCUUGAUGCUGAUUGGCUAAGAGGAGUGCCAUUACAUUUGUAAUUGCACUGGAGUAGAGUGUCUGGACACGAGUCGGAAAAAUCAACAUGGCGGGAAAAUAUUGAUAUUUUAAAUUUUCAUUUUUUGCCGACUUUUGCGCAUUUUGUUUUGAAAAUUGUUGGGAAAUCUAAAAUUGAGAAUGCAACGAGCACAUAGACUGAAAAAGUUUGUUCACAAGCGACGAAGACAAUGCUUAAGUAGCGAAGGUAACUAUGCAGGAGUCAUCGAGGGGAAAUGUUUUCAUCUAUAUAUUAUUAAUAAGUAAUAGCGUGGUUUUCUCGUGCAAUUUGGAAAAGCAUAUACUCGUGAGUUUUUUAAAGCCAUCAAAUUGCACUCGUCCUUCGGACUCGUGCAAUUUUGAUAGUUUUUUAAAAAACUCACUCCUGCAUGUUUUUUCCAAAUUGCACUCGAAACCAUGCUAUUACCUAUACAAACACAAAAGGUUUUUCCGGGUAUACUCCGGUUUCCUCCUGCAGCCCCCCUAGGGAAAGCAGAUUAUAACACUAUAUCCAACAUAUAAGUAUGUAUUUUAGGUAUGCUAUUUUGUUUCAAUGUGGGCGUGUCCAAAGAUCUUCAAAAGUUAGCACAACAAUUGGAUGUCAGGAUACACACUGGAAAAGUUAUAUAUCGCUUAUUGCACACUCUCAAGGUAAUAUCCCUUGUAGAAAGUCGUGGUAAAAUAUCAGUUAAAAUUCUUCAAAGUAAUUCUGUUAGCAAACGAGUUGCAUGAGUGCUAGCAAGCGAGAGUGUGAAAAUAAGCGUAAAAAACAUGGAGUUCGCAUGGGAGUCUGUUUAAUUCUCAUCUGUCUCAAGCACGGCUCUAACCAGAAUAUAUUAUCACACGAUGUAGAACUUCAAAUUUUUUUACUAAAUUUUCAUUGUAAAUCCGAAAUGACAGAAUUUUGAUAUUGAUCUACCUUUAGGAAGAAAUGUCUGCAAAGUUACCAUUACUUCGCGAAGAUAUUCCUGUAGGUGAAGCAACGGUAUUGCAAGUAUUCCAUUUGAGUGGCAAGAGAAAAGCUUCAGUCGCCGGGUGUCGAGUGAAACAGGGACAAUUACGGAGGAAAGAAACGUAUCGAGUGUAUAGGAAUAAUCAAGUCAUAUUUGAAGGUAAAAAUCCCUGAUUUGAAAAUGUUUGAAUAGACUUAGUGAUUUAUAUAGGCGAAUACGCCCUUUGCAAAAUACUAAGGGAGUCAAAAUAGUGCAUUCCUGGAUAGCAUGGAGAGCAAUGGGAUUUUCAAACUUCCGAUCGUACAUCAUCCGGCUUACAAUAGGGAGCUUAAGCAAGAAACACGGACGUCAGAUUGCCGAGGGGGACUGGAUUAAAACUGACAAAACACAAGAUUUUUAAAGAUUUUUCCUUCCUUAAACGAGUGCUAUGAUGCCGCCAAUAUUAGUUAUACUAAUUUUCGGAUGUUGACAAAAAUGUUGCUUGCUUAAGUUCACUAAUGUAAUCUUAUUGAAGUAUUAUACUAGUUGAGCCAUUGUCAGCAUCGAAUUUGUACCACUGUCUCAAUAGACAUGUGCGUUCGAGUGUUUUCGGGUAAAAACAACCGUUAGCUAAUUUAUAUAUUUUAAACGAGCAUGCCCAUAUAUUCAAGUAAUUGCAGGAACCAAAAAUAUUUUGCUGCAGCCGAGAAAAUUUACUUGAUAAAUAAGGUUAGGGUUGAUCAAUAAGGUUAAUUAUCAAUCAAAUUUAAGACCUUCUGACCGAGGUUUGCAGUUAGCUCAAGGUUACAGUGGAUCCCAACAUAUAACGGAAGAGGUUGUUUCGCUGGCCUCAGAGUAACAAACCUAACCCUACUCUAAGUUUGUUUUUAAACUAAUCUUGAAGAAAAAGGUUUUGACGAAAUGUCAUUCUGAGGUCAGCUCCUGGUAGCAAAUUACUUAGAAGAAAUCCGCCCUUAUUUGAGUUUCAUUGGUAAAAGGAAAUUUUUCGUUCUAAAAGGUAAGCUAUCAAGCAUGAAGCGCGGCAACGAUGACACAGAUGUGGCGAAGAAAGAAACGGAGUGUGGUUUGUGUUUUGAAAACUUUUAUGAUUUCAAGGAGGGAGACAAAGUGGAAUGUUUUAGCAAGACUUUUAACAAACAAGAAGUCGAGUGGAAAUGGAAUUUUUGAAAGACAAAAUAUCCGAGCAUUCAGAGGUAUGAAUACUAUGCACUUGAUUCAAUGACAUUCAAUAUAAUCACAAAAGGUAUUGCGGUAUUAGUUAACUGAUGUUUUAUGUCCGUUUCUAUCAAUUCACAUUUUCGAUUAACUUGCGUAGUUGUAAUUAUUUAAGCGUACGAUGGAGCAAUAUAUGCUAUACGAAUGUUCUCCCAAUCCAGGUAUCUGAUUGGACAAUUUUUAAGAACUGUACAAGUUUGUUGUUUUUUUCUAAAGUCCGCGUUUUCAAUGUCCGCGAUCCUACUACUUCCAUGUCCGCG
Paramuricea clavata is the source of this 5246-nucleotide messenger RNA. The record is from the annotation of a GenBank genome assembly. NCBI's taxonomy places the organism in Eukaryota, Metazoa, Cnidaria, Anthozoa, Malacalcyonacea, Plexauridae.